Molecule: messenger RNA, 1700 nt
Organism: Olea europaea var. sylvestris
Lineage: Eukaryota; Viridiplantae; Streptophyta; Magnoliopsida; Lamiales; Oleaceae
Exons: 7
Coding region: 119-1528 (469 amino acids)
Cellular component (GO): plasma membrane
Source: RefSeq, a predicted model, not a curated record
AAUGUUUUGCCUGUUAUAUAGGUAUUCAAUAUGCUAGGAUCAUCAUCUGAGGAUAGUUAUUAAUUAUCCCAGACGUUAUAUUCUGAGUCUCCAUGUUGCCAGAUGGUUAGUAGGGGUUAUGGAUUGUGUAAAGACUGGCACCCGAGUUAAGGGUUCUUUCUUCCGUCAGUUACUAAUUUAUGCUAUCUGGUUGUCUGCCUCUCAUAAUGUGCUGGCACUGCAUACACUCCCAGAGCCUAGUCGCAUUUCUCUUUCAUCUGUGCUUGCUAGCCCACCCAAAAGUGGAAUAUUUGAACCCAUAGAAAUAUCACCUGCUGUAAUUCCACAUCUUCCUUCUCCCGAGUAUUCUUUCCCACCAAUGUAUCCAACUUUUCCAACUGCAUAUGUUCCAGUCCUGACUGGAAGGUGCCAUGUAGAUUUCUCCGCCAUUUCAAGUAUCAUGGACAAAACAGCAUCUGACUGUAAUCUACCUUUGGCAGCAGUUGUAGGAAAUGUUAUAUGCUGCCCACAAUUUAGUAGCUUGCUCCAUAUAUUCCAGGGAUUUUACAGCACCAGUUCCAAUAAUUUAGUUUUACAAAAUGCAGUUGCUGAUGAUUGUUUUAAAGAUAUUGUCAGUAUACUUGCUAGCAGAGGAGCAAACAGCUCAAUACCAACCAUCUGUUCUGUAAAAUCUUCAAAUCUUACUGGUGGUUCUUGUCCUGUGAAGGACAUAGCCACUUUCGAGAAAACAGUGAACACAAGCAAAUUACUGGAGGCUUGCAGUAAAGUUGAUCCUCUUAAAGAAUGCUGCAGAUCAAUUUGUCAGCCUGCAAUUAUGGAGGCUGCACUUAAGAUCUCAGGAACUCAGUCAUUAAUUGACAAUAAGAAUAUAAUUGGACCAGCAAAUCAUUUUGACACGCUUAAUGAUUGUAAAGGCGUGGUUUAUUCUUGGAUCUCACAGAAACUCCCUCAUGAUUCUGCAAAUAAAGCAUUUCGAAUAUUGUCUGCCUGCAAGGUUAAUAAAGUUUGUCCUUUGGACUUAAGGCAGCCAUCAGAAGUAAUUCAAGAAUGCAGAAAUGUCGCUGCUCCCAGUCCUUCAUGCUGUAGUUCAUUAAAUACUUACAUAGCGAGUGUGCAAAGGCAAAUGUUAAUAACGAAUCGGCAAGCAAUUAUGUGCGCUACUGUAAUUGGGUCCAUGCUACAAAAGGCUGGGGUGAUUACUAAUGUUUAUGAGCUUUGUGAUGUGGACUUGAAAGAUUUUAGUCUCCAGAAUGGUGCAGCAUAUGGACAAGAAGGGUGUUUACUAGGAAGCCUGCCUGUAGAUAUGGUGUAUGAUAAUUCAUCAGGCUUGAGCUUUACAUGUGAUCUAAGCGACAAUAUUGCUGCUCCAUGGCCCUCAUCGUCAUCUUUCACAUCAUUCUCUCUUUGCGCGCCUGAGAUGUCCUUGCCUGCAUUACCAACAUCGGAAUCUUCAGGUUGUGAUAGGGAUGAUGUGGAUUUCUUUGUACCCAUUUUUUCUGUAUUUGUCUUCGGUUCAUUGCUGUUAUAGAGAGAUUCUGCUGAGCGCCAACACCUGUUUGAGUUAGUGGGCUUUAGAUCGAAUGAGAGCGUAUGACAUGUAUAUUUUGAGCGUCUUCCUUUGUGUAUAGUAGCCUUUUUUCUUUAAUGACUUCUACUGGUUUUAUUUUAUGAUUAAUUUCAAUUUUCAAGUUAACUAAUAA